Molecule: messenger RNA, 978 nt
Organism: Cornus florida
Lineage: Eukaryota; Viridiplantae; Streptophyta; Magnoliopsida; Cornales; Cornaceae
Product: ethylene-responsive transcription factor LEP
Exons: 1
Coding region: 1-978 (325 amino acids)
Biological process (GO): regulation of DNA-templated transcription
Molecular function (GO): DNA binding; DNA-binding transcription factor activity
Source: RefSeq, a predicted model, not a curated record
AUGAAUCACUCAGUGGCCAAGAGCAAAAAGAAGCAAACACAGCAGCAGCAGCAGGAAACAAGUAGCUGUAGGUUUCUGGGUGUUCGACGGAGACCUUGGGGAAGAUAUGCAGCAGAAAUAAGAGACCCUUCAACCAAAGAGAGGCAUUGGCUGGGCACCUUUGACACUGCGGAAGAGGCCGCUCUCGCCUAUGAUAGAGCCGCCCGCUCCAUGCGUGGCUCUCGUGCUCGCACCAAUUUCAUCUACUCCGACAUGCCACCUGGUUCUUCCGUCACCUCCAUCAUCUCCCCGGACGACGUUGAGGCCAACUUCUCUUCACAACUUUUCCCCCCUCCCUGCCAGCAACCGGUCACUGCAAACCAACUGAUCAUGACACUACCGCCGGUACCACACAAUAUUAAUUCCACCACCACAACUACUACUACCACCCAUUCCCAUUUUUCAUCAGGCGGAUUAUUAUUCCAGCAGCCGGUGCUACUUCCUCAAGGCCAUGGAUGGCCUUCUUCCACUGAUCUAAUUUAUGAACAACAACAACAACAACAACAACAACCUCUCCUUGACAUUAAUAAUAUUAAUGCGUAUACUACUACUACUGGUGUAGACUACCACCAACUGUAUCAGUAUGAUGGGGUUUCCACGGAUCUCCCUACUCUGCCUUUGGACGCCUCCUCCGCUACUUGUAUUGGGUCGUCAAAUAUGCUUGAUUCGGUUUCUGGGUAUGAUCCGGCCGGUCAAAUGAUUUGGAACGAUCCAACAACGUCUCUCCUUGACUUUCCGGACACUACUACUACUACACCUAUUGCCACAGUAACAACUACAACCACCACCGCCGAUUUUGAACCGUCUGGUAGCGAAUGCUAUGUGGGAUUUGAUUCCAGCAAUUAUGUUCACAGCCCGCUUUUUGGUCAGAUGCCAUCAGUAUCCGGUACAGAUGGGUUUGAAGCUUUUGAUUUGGGUUCUUCCCGGUAUUUCUUUUGA